GUUUCCAGCUCACACCGUACACUCACUAAAAGCCGUAGCAAUGGCGACUUGGAUUCUUGGAUGGUUGCUAUGGCUUCCCGUGUUUCUCAUCUCCCUCUACCUCGUCGACAUCCUUGCACACUCCUGCCGCCGCCUCCCGCCUGGACCCCGCCCACUUCCGUUCAUCGGCAGCCUCCACCUGCUCGGCGACCAGCCACACCGCUCGCUCGCCGGCCUCGCCAAGAAGUACGGCCCUCUCAUGUCGCUCCGCCUGGGUGCAGUCACCACGGUGGUCGUCUCCUCGCCGGAGGUCGCCCGCGAGUUCGUGCAGAAGCACGACGCCGUCUUCGCGGACCGGUCCAUCCCGGACUCCAUCGGCGACCACACCAAGAACUCCGUCAUCUGGCUGAACCCCGGCCCGCGGUGGCGCGCGCUCCGCAGGAUCAUGGCGACGGAGCUGUUCUCGCCGCACCAGCUCGACGCGCUCCAGCAGCUCCGGCAGGAGAAGGUGGCGGAGCUCGUCGACCACGUCGCGCGGCUGGCGCGCGAGGGCGCCGCGGUGGACGUCGGCCGCGUGGCGUUCGCCACGAGCCUGAACCUCCUCUCGCGCACCAUCUUCUCGCGCGACCUGACCAGCCUCGACGACCGUGGCGCGUCCAGGGAGUUCAAGCAGGUGAUCACAGACAUCAUGGAGGCAGCGGGGAGCCCCAACCUGUCCGACUUCUACCCGGCGAUCGCCGCCGUCGACCUGCAGGGCUGGCGCCGGCGGUGCGCACGGCUGUUCACGCAGCUGCACCGGCUGUUCGACGAUGAGAUGGACCAUCGUAAGCUGCAUAGCCGCCAUGGUGGCCCUGGAGAGAAUGGGAAGGAGAAGGACGACUUCCUGGAGGUGCUCCUGAGGCUCGGCGCGCGGGACGACGACAUAGCAGGGCUUGACGGUGACACGCUCCGCUCGCUCUUCAUUGACUUGUUUGCUGCUGGGAGUGACACAAGCUCUAGCACAAUAGAAUGGGCAAUGGUGGAAUUGCUUAAAAACACAUUAUCAAUGGGUAAAGCCUGUGAUGAGCUUGCCCAGGUUGUUGGAUCAAGAAGAAGAAUUGAAGAGUCUGAAAUUGGUCAAUUGCCAUAUUUGCAAGCUGUCAUAAAAGAGACAUUGAGAUUACAUCCACCGGUUCCACUGUUACCACAUCGAGCUAAGAUGGCGAUGCAAAUAAUGGGUUAUACAAUACCUAAUGGUACAAAAAUAUUGAUAAAUGUGUGGGCCAUAGGUAGAGAUAAAAACAUUUGGACAGAACCUGAGAAGUUCAUGCCAGAGAGAUUCCUUGAUAGAACAAUUGACUUCAGAGGUGGAGAUUUAGAGCUCAUCCCAUUUGGUGCAGGCCGUCGAAUCUGCCCUGGAAUGCCAUUAGCUAUUUGGAUGGUGCAUGUGGUUCUUGCAUCACUAUUAAUUCAUUUCAAAUGGAGACUACCGGUUGAGGUGGAAAGAAAUGGAAUUGAUAUGACAGAGAAGUUUGGAUUGACUCUAGUAAAAGCUAUUCCGCUAUGUGCUUUGGCCACACCAACUUAAGUCAACGAGCCACUGUUUGAGUUAGAAUAAUGGACUGCUCUUUGUCAACUCAAGCAUUGUAUCAUGCACGGUAUUAUUGAUGUGAAAAUAAAAAUACAUCAUCAAUGAAAUUUGUGGGUAUUUACUACUUCCCAAUGUUUAUCAA
Oryza sativa Japonica Group (Japanese rice) is the source of this 1691-nucleotide messenger RNA. Its product is annotated as geraniol 8-hydroxylase. The record is from RefSeq and is a predicted model, not a curated record. Lineage: Eukaryota; Viridiplantae; Streptophyta; Magnoliopsida; Poales; Poaceae. Gene Ontology annotation, molecular function: heme binding; monooxygenase activity; iron ion binding.